AGGAUGACAGUACUUCUCUUCCUCCUCCCUCUCUCCAAUGCUGCAACUUUCUUCCCUCUCUUGAACAUGACCGACACCGCUGGUAACCUGAUCCAAGCUCACGGCGGCAACAUAAUCCGCAGCGCAGACUCCUCGGAUAGCAACUGGUACUGGUUCGGCGAAGACAAAAGCACAGGCGGAACCUUCCAAGGCGUCAACUGCUACUCGUCACCCGACCUGACGACAUGGACCGCUCAAGGCCACGUCUUGUCGCCCAUCUCAGGAUCCAACAUCUCCUCCUCCAACAUCGUCGAACGACCAAAAGUCAUCUACAACGACAAAAACAAGGAGUAUGUAAUGUGGUUCCACGGCGACACCUCCAACUAUGGCGCCGCUUGGACUGGCGUGGCGACGAGUAAGACUGUCAAUGGGCCGUAUACCUGGAAGGGAAACUUCAAUCCUCUCGGGCAGCAGUCGCGGGAUAUGACGAUCUACAAGGAUCCGAGCACCUCGAUUGCGUACCUCAUCUUUGCGACGAAUGGCAACGCCGACUUUGAGAUUGCCAGUCUCGACGAGGAUUACUACAAUGUUGUCAAGUCGGAGUACACAUUCAAAGGCGUCUUUCAGGAAGCUCCGGGUGUGUUCCUCAUUGACGGAACGUACUACCUCCUCUUCAGUCCUCAAGACGGAUGGACACCGACAGACAACGGCUACCACACCGCCCCCUCCAUGUCCGGCCCCUGGUCCGCAACAACCCUCCUCUCCCCGAAAGGAACCUACGCCUACCUCACCCAAAACGCCUACGACAUCACCAUCAAGGGCACCCAAGCCACGACCUACCUCUACCUCGGCGACCACUGGAAUGCCGCCCAGCUCGGCUCUUCCACUUACGCCUUCUACCCCGUCACCUAC
Molecule: messenger RNA, 891 nt
Organism: Zymoseptoria tritici IPO323
Lineage: Eukaryota; Fungi; Ascomycota; Dothideomycetes; Mycosphaerellales; Mycosphaerellaceae
Gene: MgXYL5
Product: beta-xylosidase
Exons: 2
Biological process (GO): carbohydrate metabolic process
Molecular function (GO): hydrolase activity, hydrolyzing O-glycosyl compounds
Source: RefSeq, a predicted model, not a curated record